Molecule: messenger RNA, 2084 nt
Organism: Amaranthus tricolor (Joseph's coat)
Lineage: Eukaryota; Viridiplantae; Streptophyta; Magnoliopsida; Caryophyllales; Amaranthaceae
Product: alternative NAD(P)H-ubiquinone oxidoreductase C1, chloroplastic/mitochondrial
Exons: 11
Coding region: 150-1760 (536 amino acids)
Biological process (GO): aerobic electron transport chain; phylloquinone biosynthetic process
Cellular component (GO): chloroplast
Molecular function (GO): NAD(P)H dehydrogenase (quinone) activity
Source: RefSeq, a predicted model, not a curated record
GGUAAAGUUAACGUGGAAACAAAAGGGCCAAGUAGCGAAGGAACACCCAAGCUCCACAGUCCACUCCUUAGUUAAUCCUUCAAUUCUCUCUUUUUCUGGAACAAACGACAGAGUUAGAAAGGGAAACAGGAAGACCUCUUCAAUAAUCAAUGUCGCAAUUCGCAUUGUCAGCCACAGCAACGCUUCCUUAUCUAAGCCGAAAUGUAAAGCAGUUGAAUAAGGUUUUUCCCAUUUUUACGGGACGGUAUGCUAUCAAAUCUUCCAUGUAUGGAAAUUCUCAAAGGAAAGGAUUCUCUGUCAUUGCCUCAUCUAAUACAGGAAUGAAUGGGGGUAUUGCUGAAUUGUCUGAAAGUGAGCAAGAUUUGAAGCAUUAUAUGUGGCCAGACAAAAAGAGGCCCAAGGUGUGCAUAGUAGGUGGUGGAUUUGGAGGGUUAUAUACAGCUUUAAGACUAGAGUCUCUUAUAUGGCCUGAUGGAAAAAAACCCCAAGUACUUCUCAUUGAUCAGUCUGAGCGUUUCGUUUUCAAGCCGAUGCUUUAUGAGCUUCUAUCUGGAGAAGUUGAUGAAUGGGAGGUAGCUCCCCGAUUUUUGGAUUUACUGGCCUACACCGAUGUCCAAUUUAUCCAAGACAGGGUCAAACUUCUGCAUCCCUCAUAUGUUCCUGCUAGUAAUGGCCAGAGUUCUUCAUGUGCUGGAACUGUGCAACUCGAAAGUGAUCUUCUUAUUGAAUAUGAUUGGUUGGUUCUUGCUCUGGGGGCUGAACCGAAGCUGGACAAUGUCCCUGGGGCCGUAGAGUAUGCUCUUCCAUUCAACACUUUUGCAGAUGCAUGUAAAGUUAACAAUAAACUAAAAGCAUUAGAGAGGAAGAAUUUUGGCAAGGAACUUCCAAUCCGAGUAGUGGUUGUAGGGUGUGGUUACUCUGGAGUAGAAUUAGCUGCAACAGUAGCGGAAAGAUUAAAGGAUAAAGGAAUUGUGCAAGCAAUUAAUGUGGAAAAUACAAUCUGCCCAUCUGCACCCCCUGGUAACAGGGAAGCUGCUUUCAAAGUGCUCUCUGACAGAAAUGUUCAACUCAUGUUGGGGUAUUUCGUCAAAUCUGUAAAUACAGCUGCAGUGGUUGAGGAACUGGACCAGUUAAUAGACGAUGGAAAUAUCGGCGUGCAGCAUGAUGCAGAAGAACUUAUUGUGGAAGUCCAGCCUGCUGAAAGAGGCCUGCAAAGUCAAAUCUUGAAAGCAGAUUUAGUUUUGUGGACUGUUGGAAAUAAACCUAGCCUUCCCCAAUUGGAACCUUGUGAUAAGCCCCAUAUGCUUCCUCUUAAUAACAGAGGACAAGCUGAAACUGAUGAAACCCUUCGGGUCAAGGGUAACCCACGGAUAUUUGCAUUAGGGGAUUCCUCUGCUUUGAGAGACCCCAAUGGAAGGCUUCUCCCCUCUACUGCACAGGUAGCUUUCCAACAAGCAGAUUUUGCUGGCUGGAAUAUAUGGGCUGCUAUCAACGAUCGUCCUCUACUGCCUUUCAGGUUUCAGAAUCUGGGAGAGAUGAUGACGUUAGGUAGAUAUGAUGCAGCUGUUACCCCUAGCUUCAUUGAUGGGUUAACCUUGGAAGGACCCAUUGGCCAUGCAGCAAGGAAACUGGCAUACCUUACCAGGUUACCGACUGACCAGCACCGGAUUAAAGUGGGACUCAGCUGGUUCACAAAGGAGGCUGUUGAUUCUGUUGCAAUGAUUCAAACUACCUUAACCAAAGUACUUUCAGGAUCAUAAUAUGCAUCUCCUUAAAGAAGUUGGCAAACUGUUUUAUUUUUAAUGUUCGCCUGCUUCGUUUAGUUCACAAAAAAUAGUUGUGUUCUUGCACUUUCUGCAAGGCUUCAAGUUGUUGACUUUUGAUUUUUUAUUAUGCCCCAUAUAAGGAAAUGCAAUUUGAAACACAAAAUAAAAGUUUCGAAAAUUUGUCUAUUAUAUAUUUUCCUUUUACUGUUAUGGGUGUAUUAUGCUAUAAUAUUGUGAUAAAAGACAUAGUUUUUGAUUUGUGCUAAGCUUAUAUUUCCGAUAUCAAUGUAUUUGGACAACAUCAUGGCUUUUUCUCAA